Lachnellula hyalina is the source of this 1734-nucleotide messenger RNA. It is a transcript of the gene dbl4, whose product is annotated as E3 ubiquitin-protein ligase. Gene Ontology annotation, molecular function: zinc ion binding; ubiquitin conjugating enzyme binding; ubiquitin protein ligase activity. Gene Ontology annotation, biological process: ubiquitin-dependent protein catabolic process; positive regulation of proteasomal ubiquitin-dependent protein catabolic process; protein polyubiquitination. The record is from RefSeq and is a predicted model, not a curated record. NCBI's taxonomy places the organism in Eukaryota, Fungi, Ascomycota, Leotiomycetes, Helotiales, Lachnaceae. Gene Ontology annotation, cellular component: cytoplasm; ubiquitin ligase complex. The transcript has 2 exons. The annotation marks the transcript as partial.
CACCCCAACACAAUCGACACCAUUCCUCCUCAAUCAAAAAAGCGGAAGGCGGCUGAGGCGAUAGUAGCCUCUGACAAUCUCUCCACCCAAAGGUCAAGCAAGAGGAUCGCCUCAGCAGCAGCAAACAAGGAAGGACCCCCCACGCCACUCACCAAUACCAGCCCGAUGGAUUCCGACGAUGACUUCAUGUCUGGCAUGUCUAGCGACGACGACAUGCUACAGGAGAGUGAUAAUGACGAUGGUUCCGCAGAUGACUUCGGAUUCGACGAACCUGAACCAGAUCUAGGCUACUCGCAGAAAGGUGCUGUCGAAAAGCAAGAGAAGAGGAAAUUCGAUAUCACCUUCAAGGUCUACCACCCCGAGGACAUUCAAGCCCAGCAAGAUGACCUCAUUGAUGAGGUCAAUAUGAUCCUCGACAUCCGGAAGGAGGAUGCAGCUAUUCUAUUACGGCACUUUCGAUGGAACAAAGAACGAUUAAUCGAGGACUACAUGGACCGGCCAAGGAAGGUACUCGAGGACGCUGGGUUGGGACCAAGUACGACAGGGCCACCAAAGCUGGAGAUUAUCCCUGGUUUCAUGUGUGACAUCUGUUGUGAGGAUGAAAAAGGGCUUCAGUCAUUCGCCAUGAAAUGUGGGCAUCGGUACUGCAUCAACUGUUAUAACCAAUACCUCGGCCAGAAGAUCAAGGAGGAAGGGGAGGCCGCUCGUAUUCAGUGCCCCGCAGAUGGCUGCAAACGCAUCAUGGAUGCGAAGUCUUUGGACCUCCUGGUUGGGGCUGAUCUACAAACACGAUACCACGAAUUACUUACAAGAACAUACGUUGAGGACAAAGACCAGCUGAAAUGGUGCCCAGCUCCAGAUUGCACGAAUGCUAUAGAGUGCGGAAUCAAGAAGAAGGAUCUCCUCCGGGUUGUACCAACAGUUGCCUGUGAUUGCAAGCACCGCUUCUGUUUUGGAUGCAUUCUGGCAGACCAUCAGCCUGCUCCCUGCGAACUAGUCAAGAUGUGGCUUAAAAAGUGUGCAGACGACUCGGAAACCGCAAACUGGAUUUCCGCAAAUACGAAAGAGUGUCCGAGGUGUAAUUCUACGAUCGAAAAGAAUGGAGGCUGCAACCAUAUGACCUGCAGGAAAUGCAAGCAUGAGUUUUGUUGGAUGUGUAUGGGACUCUGGUCUGAGCAUGGAACAAGUUGGUACAACUGCAAUAGGUUCGAGGAGAAGAGUGGUUCCGAUGCCCGCGAUGCACAAGCUAAGAGCCGUGUCUCGUUGGAGCGGUACCUCCAUUACUACAACCGAUAUGCCAAUCAUGAACAAUCUGCGAAGCUGGACAAGGAUAUCUACCAUAAAACAGAAAAGAAGAUGAUCCAGCUACAGUCAGCGUCUGGAAUGUCUUGGAUCGAAGUGCAAUAUCUCAACUCAGCCUCCCAAGCCCUGCAGACCUGCCGCCAAACCCUCAAGUGGACCUACGCAUUCGCCUACUACCUUGGAAAGGUCAACCUGACUGCAAUGUUCGAGGACAACCAAAAGGAUCUCGAGAUGGCCGUCGAGGCAUUAUCCGAAAUGUUCGAGAAGCCAGUACAGGAGCUCGCCGAUUCCAAGCUGAAAGUCGAAAUCAUGGACAAGACAUCAUAUUGCAACAAGCGCCGGGUCAUUUUGCUCGCAGAUACGGCCGACAAUCUUGCAAACGAAGUUUGGACAUGGCACCCUAAAGACUUGUUCGAUUACUUCAAAUCUUGA